UUUUUUUUUCUCGUGUGAAUGGGCUCAAAUCAGCCCGGACCGAAAAAUUGAAAACGGGAGCGGGGUCUAUAAAUCGAAGUUUUUAUUACCAUGUGACAAAAUCCAUGUCCGCGGCGGAUUCUCGGCUUUAGCUCGGCAUGGCUAGCAACACCGCCACCGCCCAACCCCCGCCGUACCGCCCCUACAGACAUCUAAAAACCCUAACAGGCCACACCCGCGCCGUUUCCUGCGUGAAAUUCUCCAACGACGGCACCCUCCUUGCCUCCGCCUCCCUGGACAAAACCAUCCUCAUCUACUCCUCCCAAACCCUAGCCCUCCUCUCCGUCUUCUCCGGCCACUCCGCCGGCGUCUCCGACCUCGCCUGGUCCUCUGACUCCCACUACCUCACCUCCGCCUCCGACGACCGCACCCUUCGCAUAUGGGACGCGCGCUCCAAGGACUGCGUCAAGACCCUCAAGGGCCACACCGACUUCGUCUUCUGCGUCAACUUCAACCCCCAGUCCGACCUCAUCGUCUCCGGCUCCUUCGACGAGACCGUUAGGGUUUGGGACGUCAAGACGGGGCGCUGCUUGCACGCGAUAAGGGCCCACUCGAUGCCCGUGACGUCGGUGCAUUUUAAUCGGGACGGGUCGCUGAUUGUGUCGGGGAGUCAUGAUGGGUCGUGUAAGAUUUGGGCCGCGGCCACGGGGACGUGGUUGAAGAACCUUUUUGAUGAGGCUACGGCUGUGUCGUUUGCCAAGUUCUCGCCUAAUGGAAAGUUUAUUCUUGUUGCAACGCUCGAUAAUAGUCUCAAGCUUUGGAACUACUCAACUGGGAAGUUCUUGAAAAUUUACACGGGUCACACGAAUCAAGUAUAUUGCAUAACAUCCACAUUUUCAGUGACGAAUGGAAAAUACAUUGUCAGCGGAUCUGAGGAUAACUGUGUUUACUUGUGGGAUCUUCAAGGGAAGAACUUGGUUCAAAAAAUUGAAGGCCAUACUGAUGCUGUUAUCUCGGUUACAUGCCACCCCACUGAGAACAAAAUUGCUUCUGCUGGCCUUGAUGGCGAUAGAACAGUAAGGAUUUGGGUUCAGGAUACGUGAAUUCAGAAGCAACUGUGCACGGGCUGAACAUAAUACAUGAAUGCUAGAGAAUAUGCAAUUGGAUGGAGCUGCAAAGACCAAGCAAGUGUGAUACUUCUGUAUCAUGACCAUGAGUUAAAGUCAUUACUAGAUGAAGGCAGGUUCAAUCCUUCAAGAAGACCAGGAGACUUUGCUACAUUAUUUGGGUCUUUUAUGUAAAGCAGUGUGUAAAUUUUAUAAAUAGUUCUGAUUUCUGAUCCUUUUUGUGUAGAGGCUAAAGCCAACAACAUGGCCUUCCUGACUUGGUGGAUGCAAGUUCCACAAGUUUUAACACAAUAUGGGCUUUCUAUGUUCUGUCA
Molecule: messenger RNA, 1420 nt
Organism: Rhododendron vialii
Lineage: Eukaryota; Viridiplantae; Streptophyta; Magnoliopsida; Ericales; Ericaceae
Product: COMPASS-like H3K4 histone methylase component WDR5B
Exons: 3
Coding region: 138-1082 (314 amino acids)
Cellular component (GO): Set1C/COMPASS complex
Molecular function (GO): histone binding
Source: RefSeq, a predicted model, not a curated record